CGCGCAGGGACUGAGAUCGAGCUGGAGGCGAUGGCGCAAGCACGCGUUGCGAAGCGCGCGCUGGGAUUUUCGAGGAUUGCGGCCCAGACGAGGAGCUUCGUCAAGAGUCGCCAUGCCGUGUCGUCGGAGCUUCUGAGCGCUAGAGAGAUCGACUGGAGGCCGGAGGGGAAGAGAAUGUUUCCCAGCAAGGAAGCUCUGGCGCUGGUGACCGAGAUCAAGCGAGCGGCCAGGGGCAAGAAGGACGUGGAGCGGCUGCUCAAGGAUCGCUCUGCCAGAAUGAUGCGCUACGAUUACUUGAUCGUUCUUCUCACACUCAAAGACCAGGACCAAGUCGAUAGAGUUCUCGAGAUAUUCGAUGUCAUACGAGAAGAGAUGUGGUACAAACCAAGCGCGCAGCUCUUUCAAUCGAUCAUGGAGUUCGUGAUCAAACACGACAGGAUCGAAGACUGGAAGAGGCUGCUCAAGAACUUACACGACGAGAAGCUCGAGCCUUCGGAGGAGAUGCUCGUUUUUCCAGUGAGGAAGUUUGCAAGCCUGGCGAACUUUGCCAAGUGCAUGGAGAUCUACGAGGCGAUCAAGGCAAUCGGGUGUAAGGUUUGCCCGAAUUUCUACGCGUUUCUCAUCGCCAAGCUCACCAGCGCCGGGGAGCUCGAGCGAGCCGAGAUUCUUCUCAAGGACCUCGAAGCCAGGCACAAGGUUUAGGGUUCUUCAGAUGAUUUCUGGGAGAGGUGCGUGCUCAUCUCUUUUUGUUGGAGUGAAAGCUGAUAUCCAAAUGCAGGAUGUGGGUCGCUCGCCCGGAGAGCUCUCGAAGCACAGCUCCAAAAGAUACGUCUUUUCCACCGGGCAGCUCCUCUCCUAGGAUCGAGG
Molecule: messenger RNA, 867 nt
Organism: Selaginella moellendorffii
Lineage: Eukaryota; Viridiplantae; Streptophyta; Lycopodiopsida; Selaginellales; Selaginellaceae
Exons: 3
Coding region: 31-702 (223 amino acids)
Biological process (GO): chloroplast organization; Group II intron splicing
Molecular function (GO): protein binding; RNA binding
Source: RefSeq, a predicted model, not a curated record